AAAAAUAGAGAGAAAAAAAAGUUGUGUUCACUCGUUUUUGCCAAAUCACAGAACGCUUUUUCCUUUUUCCUCUCAAGGAGCCAUUGAAAGGCUCCAAAAGGCCUUUUUCUGAACUGGGAAUUCGAGUUCAAGAAGAAGGAAAAGGAUUGGAAAAAGAAGAAGUUAUUGGUGAAAAAAGAGAACACGUUUUCUGUGUUCUUCAAAAAUGGCUGCUGUUCUUUGGGUACAGGUUUGUCUUAAAGAGAACGGUAACUCUCUGGUUAGCCUUGCACCCAAAAAUGGUGGACCGAAGAGGCCCAAAAUGUGCUCUAAGCUGAGUUUCUCAAGUGGGUCUUUAGCGUUAUCGGGGACUAUUGCACACCCAGCAAGAUCUUCAGAAGAGAAAGUGUAUGAAGUGGUGCUGAAACAAGCGGCUCUGGUUAGAGAACGUAGGAAGCCCGAAGAGAAAUCUCUGGACUUGAAUCUGCCCAUUAAAACUGACGGAACCACCAAUUGGGAUCUCUUGAACGAAGCUUAUGACCGCUGUGGUGAAGUCUGUGCUGAGUAUGCCAAGACUUUUUAUCUGGGCACUUUACUCAUGACACCAGAACGGAGGAAAGCUGUUUGGGCAAUUUAUGUGUGGUGCAGAAGGACUGAUGAGCUCGUUGACGGGCCUAAUGCUUCGCACAUCACACCAAAGGCUCUUGACAGAUGGGAAAAAAGAUUGACUGAUCUUUACGAGGGUCGCCCGUUCGAUAUGUAUGAUGCUGCUCUUUCUCAUACAGUCUCGAAGUUCCCUGUCGAUAUACAGCCCUUUAGAGACAUGAUAGAAGGAAUGAGGUUAGACUUGAGAAAAUCAAGAUACAUGAAUUUCGAUGAACUAUACCUUUACUGCUACUAUGUUGCUGGGACUGUGGGACUUAUGAGUGUUCCGGUGAUGGGGAUAGCACCGGAGUCAAAGGCUUCAACUGAGAGCGUUUACAAUGCUGCAUUGGCUCUUGGGAUAGCUAAUCAGCUCACUAACAUACUCAGAGAUGUUGGGGAAGAUGCUAGGAGAGGCAGAGUGUAUCUUCCACAAGAUGAACUUGCACGCGCUGGUCUUUCAGACGAGGACAUCUUUCGUGGGAAAGUAACCGACAAAUGGAGGAGUUUCAUGAAGGGACAGAUAAAGCGAGCUAGAAUGUUCUUCGACCAGGCGGAGAAGGGUGUGGCAGACCUCAGCGCAGCCAGUAGAUGGCCAGUGUGGGCAUCUUUGUUGCUAUAUCGACAGAUAUUGGAUGCCAUUGAAGCCAAUGACUAUGAUAACUUUACAAAGCGUGCUUAUGUAGGAAAAGCAAAGAAAUUCUUGUCACUUCCCGCGGCAUAUGGUAGAGCACUUGUAGGCCCCUCAAAUAUGGCUUAGUUUACAAUUAGAGACAAAUUUGUGUAUCUUUAGAUUUUUGUAUCAAAGUCUCAAAAUUGUACAUUUCUACCUUAUAAUAUUGAAGUUAAGUAUUCAUUAUAGGCUCUCAAAGAUGAAAUGUGUAAAUCUUUAGUUCAAUUUUGCCCAAUGAUAAAUAAGUAGCUUUUGAAUAUUUUAUUGCA
Humulus lupulus (European hop) is the source of this 1563-nucleotide messenger RNA. RefSeq names its product phytoene synthase 2, chloroplastic-like. The transcript is spliced from 5 exons. Gene Ontology annotation, molecular function: geranylgeranyl diphosphate synthase activity. Bases 206 to 1381 code for a protein of 391 amino acids. Gene Ontology annotation, biological process: carotenoid biosynthetic process. The record is from RefSeq and is a predicted model, not a curated record. NCBI's taxonomy places the organism in Eukaryota, Viridiplantae, Streptophyta, Magnoliopsida, Rosales, Cannabaceae.